CCUCCGUCGUCCAUGAGUCGCCUGGUUGCUAUCUCGAUGGCUGAUAGCAUUCCAUCGUAUCCCGGAGCUUCACUCUGCAAAGUCGCAUCAUUACGGUGCCGCCACGGAAUCAGGGUGCAGCAAACGCGUUCACAACGGCAAUGGGAGACACAAUCUGCGCCCGGCGUUGGCAGUAGCUCUCUGUUCACCCCGGACAGCUAGCUGUCACGGCUUGCCAGAACUACGGACGGGGGGUCUCGAACCAUUUCACGCGUGGUCCGAUGCGUUUUCUCUGGCUAUAAUGGUGAUGACAGGCCGUCGAGGAGGUGCGACAAACAACACGUAAUGCGAGCGUCGAGCGAGCAUGAUGCCGAGAUUGUCUCACUCGUCGGUGGUCUCGCGCGCCGAAUUCUGGACAUAUAUUUAUGCUUGCCAGGUUUUCGAGCAGGGUUAUGAUGCCCCCACCAUGAGGUCCACUAGGACCACUACCUUGCGCACCUAGUGAACUCUAUCAGGACGCGAGCUACUGGCAGCUGCUGAGCUCAUCAGACGAUCUCAACUUGGCUAACUGCAUUUGCGCUCCACAGGCAACACCUCCGCCCACCAGUCACCGCUCCAGCACCCCUCUCAACCACCACCACAACCACUGCAACAGCACCAGCAUCAUUCACAAGCUGCGUCCAUGUCCAUGCGACCGCCGUAUGAUGAUCACGAUCGUUCGAGACGGAGCUCGCUAGGCCAUGCUGGCAGCCCGCAGUAUGGGGGUCAAGCGCCGCCGCCGCCGCCGCCUUCUUAUCCUGCGCGCAAUAUGCCUCCGCCAUCUUCGCCCCAAAGUGCCCCUUCCUCUGCACAUUUGACAUCCGCGCCUCGCGGACCACCAACCGCCUCUCCAUUCGGCGGUAUACGCGAUCUGGCGAGCAAUCAUCACCGUCCUGGGAUGUCAAUAUCAGCAAUACUCGGCGGUGGUGGCGACGAACGAAGGCCGCCUGGCUCUCCACAUGGCUCUGUCCAUGGACCUUCCUCCACAUCGAGGUCGAUGCAGCCCCCAUCGCCAGGAAGAGCUAGAUCGUCGAGUAUGCGUGAAAGUGGUGAUCGUGAAACAAGGCGCACGAGCCCACCAAGGACUUUGGGGGGGCCUUCGCGCAUUGGCUCUGAACCACGACGAGAAAGGGGUUUCGAAUCGCCGCAAUUUCGACGUGAGCCCGCUCAUAAUUUUAGAGCAUAUCAGCCUCAAAUGCAAGAACAAUCACAGCACACAAAUGGAAACGGCGCACCCAUACGACCUAGUAGCCAACCCGCUGAAGCCGAUCGGUUGCGCGGCCUGGAGGAGGCGACGCAUCGUGAGAGUCUGUUUGGCAGUAGAGUGCCAGGACUUCGAUACAUGGGAGAAGCACCAUCGCCUGCUGCCAGUGAACCCCCCUUUAGGCACGAGCGUCCACAAUUCCACACUGGUGUUACCUCGCAUCCACAGGACAGGCCAGUGUUCAACAGCCCUCAGAUGGAACGAAACCGAAAUGCUCUAGCCCCAGUGCGAUAUGCACCACCGGGCGGAAUGUUUGGAGGAGCCCCUGCUCGUGAAGAUCCAAGCCCGCUGUUUCGAGCAGGGGGGUAUCCCAAUGUAUCGUAUCCUGCGGCAGAUGCUGCCAGAGAAUCGAUCGAAGGAAGGACCCAAGAGAUGCGCCGACAGCACACUCGAGCCUCGCCACCGCCUAAUGACUUGACCGCUUAUGACAGACCACGAACCGGACUUUUAGACCGACCUGUGACACUCGAGGACCAUCAGAGAAUAGAAACCUUGCAAAGAGACCAGCAGCGCAAAGAGAGCGACAGCUCCGUCCACAAAGCCAUACUGAACAUCAGUCCUGAGCUGAAUCGCCGAGGCCGCAAUUCCCCACUCCCGCAAGCUGUUCAGGGAGCACAGCCUAGACACGUUGGCCCAGGUGGCGACAACCCGGGCAUCAAGAUGGAAUUUGGUCGCAUGUUUUCCGGGCUGGGAUCCGGUGUCGGAAGCACUCCUAACCCCACCCACCCAGCCAAUGGAGUCAGUACGCCCUCCCGAAUGAGCCCCGCCAGCCGCCUUCUUGAUGGAGGCGAUCUCAGACGGAGCGUCGAGGUCGAUCCACACAAGGGGCGCGGAAAAGCUGGAUCUAGGCUGGGUAGGCGUAACAACGGCCGGCGUUCGAGAGACGAAAUAGAAGACGCGGAAGGGAGCAACGCCCCUGACGCCCAGCGCGGCAACAAGAGAACCAAGACCGGCACCCAGAAUCACCAUCAUCACCAUCAUGCGCAUCCGCAUCCGCAUCCGCAUCCGCAUCCGCAUCCGCAUGCGCAUCACCAUCACCACCAUCACGUCGAAGGCAGUGCACCUGGCAACGGUGCUAGCGUCUCACGGCAUCCCUCCAGUGCUCUCUCACAGCCCAACUUGGCGACCGGUCAAACGCAUCACCACCACCAUCAUCAUCCACAUCCCAUCGGACACCAUCACCAUCACCCCCCAAGGUCGGCUCCGGCCCCACGGAAGCCAACUAUGACCAUCAUCAACAAAAAGGUUCUGGACGAGGUUGCAGGCAGGCCUCGCAAGCAUCUGGGGACACACUUGUACACGACGGAACUAUCUCCUGCACCAGCGGCAGAUACCCCAUUAGAUGCGAAAAUUCGUUAUAGCAGCAAGAUGAAGCCGAUUCCAGUGAUGACGAGCCAGGAGAACUGUACUUAUACCAUCCGUGUUCCACGGUAUUACCUGACAUCUGGAGAAGGGGGUGCGGCGAUGAAUCACAGCCUAGAAGAGAUUUGCAAGAGACGUCAAAUCUGGGGUACUGAGAUCUACACUGAUGAUUCUGAUGUGAUCGCAGCAGCGAUACACUCUGGCUGGAUCAAGGGAGAUUUUGGAGAAUACAAUAACGACCUGCGUGAUAUCUGCGACAACGCCUGGGAGCAUGGCAGUGAAGGUGAAACACCGUUGUCAUUGGUCACUCGGCCCCAGCGACCAAUCAAGGCUCCAGAAGGAUACGAUGCACAUGUUACGCUCCUGAUACUGCCUCCUCUGGAAUUCUAUGCGGCCACCAGCCAGCACCACUUAGCAUCGCGAGAAUGGAAGAAGAAACAUGAUGGCAUGUCAUACAUGAUACACAGCAUCGAAUUCGUCGAUGAGGGGCCUUCGAACCGCUUCGUGGAACGCAGUGCUGCUGCCAGGAAGAACAGAAUUGCAGUCGAAGAGGCUGCUAGGAAGGAAGCUGCUGCUGGACUGUUGUUGUUUGCAAGCGGAGGCAGUAGCUCUGUCAGAGUUGGCGCUUGAUCCUACUUUGCCGCGGACAGUACAGGUAACAGUGUCUGCUGCUGCGCACGUAUUCAGCUAUACAGCAACUCUGUUUCCAGUUUCGACCUGUCUGAAGUCCCUGGUCAGGUAACCCUGCUAUACGUUAAAUCGACGACCUCGAUUUACCGCUCCACCCGAACUCUGACGCGCAGGCCACAAGCCUAGUACGUCUUUUGUCCGUGAAAGCAAGUUGCAGUUUCAGUUCUGCCGAUAGCAGAACAUAGCAGAACAUCCCGACGGCUUGUCUGGCACGAACAGUUCACGAAUCUGAAUAAAGCAUUCUGGACUCUAGAGGGUUCCAGUCCAUAGCAGGAGGAGAUGCGAUUGUACAGCGUGCUACGACGUGCCUUAUUGUAAGGAGAAAGAUGUACGAUCCAUGUAUUUGUAGAUGAAUUGUGGUAUAAAGCCCAAAUUUAC
This is a messenger RNA of Sphaerulina musiva SO2202, 3712 nucleotides long. Its product is annotated as Rxt3-domain-containing protein. The transcript is spliced from 2 exons. Lineage: Eukaryota; Fungi; Ascomycota; Dothideomycetes; Mycosphaerellales; Mycosphaerellaceae. The record is from RefSeq and is a predicted model, not a curated record. Bases 662 to 3274 code for a protein of 870 amino acids.